CUUUCAGAAAUUUCAGGGUAAACCCGCCGGGGAUCAUGCAUUCGAGAUCGUGUUAUCGCGCCGAACUGGCACGACGAUGAGCUCAGGGAUUUGAACUUUGUCAUGGAAUAGUUUCGGGAAUAUAUAUGGUGUUUAUGCAAGUCCUGUGGUAGAAUAUGGCUGGAUUAAUUAUACACUACUAGUGUGUUUCGGCCCUGAAUGUGAUUCAGCUACUUAGAAUUUCUCGAGUAUUGGUUCGAAACGAGACCACUAUCGCUCAGUUACGCCUAUUGAAUUCGUGAACUUUUCGAAAAGUAUUCGUUCGUCAUCAUGCAGGGCAUCCGUGCCACUAAAUUGGUGUUCGACAGGUUCAGAACAUGAGUCGUAACUAGGACGCAGUAUGUGGAAAAGAAUACGGGAAUUCGUGAAUUCAUCACCUCCGGACGCUUCUGUAUCCGAUGGAAGCGACAACCCCGUCGGCAUUCUUUACGAUAGAAUCGCUACACCAAGUUGUAUCGAAGGCUUUUCUAGUUCAACUCCAUCCAGCUAUUUCCACGCACCUUUGCAGCCAAAUAGUUUGAAGGCCGUCUCAAGCUGGAAAGCGAGAACGUCGUCCAACCACGCAUCUAGGAAUGUAGCAACUCCCUAUGCUGUUAGGAAACGGCAUGUGCUGAACCCUUCUCGCGGAGAACCUAGUAGUCAUGUGAGGGAUGGAAUGAAUACAUCUCGUCCGGGUGGAAUACUUUCUCUGGAUAGUUUCAAUGAAUCUGAUUCGAGACCCAUGGAUCGGCUUUCUGAAACAGAUGGUUUGCAUACGCGCUAUGAAGAUAAGAAGGAAGUUGAGAACAGAUUGGUUGAAAUCCUGAUUGAACGAAGCAAGUUGGCCAAGAAGAGAGCCUUGCUAAGGGAAAAUUCGGAUUAUUCAUCGAAAAAACUUCCGAAAAGAAUGAGGAAGGACAGUUCUUCAGGCUCUGAUCGAUCGGAGGAUUCGGAUGCCCCGCCUGUUACCAUGCCCAGUCCGAUGAAAUCUGCAAGAACAUCACCUUCCACAUCGAGCAGACCUUUAGCUAAUGGUUCCCCGUCAAGAUUUUCGGAAAGAUGUGGAGUGCCUGCCAAAAAUGGCCAGAAAUCCCAAUUACAAAUUCCGGUUGAAAAUCUUGGUAGCGCAUCCCUUCAAAGCUUAGCAUGUAUGCCGGUGGCUGUAUCCGCAUCUGUAUCACCUAUAUCUCCGCCGUCCCGUUCAAAAAUUGUCUCGAAUCAUUUGCUGACGAACACUUCGACCGCGCCGCUGCCCUCUAGAAGUGUGCAAGAUGGGAUAGGUGGAGAGUAUCGGUCAUCUCACGCGAUUACUCUGGCGUCCACUUCAAAGCCGUCGAGAAUCAGCAUGGAAAAACCAGAAUCAGAGAAAAUCGAAGAACUUCGACAGAGUGCGGGAGCUAUUGAAGGAAAGCAGAAGACCAAUCUAAGGAAAGUUUCGGUCUGGGAGGAAUCUCCGACUGGAAAAUCGUUUUCUCUUCUGCCACAUCGGGGUGUCAUGAAAGUUCCGGAAGAACUGCGUUACUACCAUUCUCCCCUACCGGAGGAUGAACUGCCGGAAAAGAACGCCGAGCCGACCAAGCAGAAAAUUUCACCUCUUGUACCUGGCGGUCGUUUGGGGCCAAUUCCAGUGUCUCAUGAUCGUCGCUCCGCUACUCCGAAAGGAAUCAUGUCAAAUUAUGUGCUUCAGCGGGCGUUGGCGUCUGCGCGGAAAUCUGGAAUUUCAUCCCAGUUACACCGUGCGUCUCUUCUGACGCCGCAUUCUUUCGGUGUUGACAAAGCUGCGAAAAUGCUGACACCACCGAGAAGCCUCUUCCCAACAACUGUCAGCGAGUCGCAAGGCCCUGAAAUUUUUGUUCCUGUCUCAACGCCGACAUCUGUGGAAACCCCAUUUUCCAUCUCCGUGACUUCGGGUGUCUCGCCGAUUGCCAGUGUGAACUUACCAAUGCCUACGAUAAAGCCAGCACAAGUUAUGGUUUCCGGAAGCAGUAAUUCUGCACUGAUGUCAAGCGUAGUAAGUCAGCCGUCCACCGCAUCGCCGCUGCUGCCACCGGAACCUGUCGCGGUUGCCGAUGCCGAGAAACUUCCGGCGAUUUCUGUUGGACAGGCGACAGAAACAGUUGCGAAAACUGAGGCGGAUAAAAAUCCUAUGAAAAGCGCUUCCUGCUUGUCAGCGUUGGUUGGAUUCAAGUUACCGACAAGUUCGGCAGCUGGUAGUGAAACAUCGAAACCUGCUUCCGCUGUGCCAACAAAUGCUGCUCCGGAACUUCCUGCCGCUGUGCAGACAUUCGCCACUGCUACUCCAGUUGUAGCAGCUUCCGAAGUGAAGCCCUUUUCUGCUGGUUUCUCCUUGCCCCCCGCAUUUGGAGCUCCAGGAAAGCCACCUAUUUCGACUUCAAGUAUUCCUGCCGUUACGACGACGCCUUCGAGUACAUCAUGGAUGGUUCCUCCCCCAGUACCACCCGCAUCUUCUACGUUAGAAGCUCCAAAGUUCAAUUUUGGGACCAGUGUAACAUCACCUCCGUUAACGACGACUCAGACAACAUCCGUAGUACUACCCCCAACUUUUUCGUUCGGAAAAACCGCAGCUCCGUUUACGUUCGGUGCGAAGGCGGUCGUUUCAGAAGCAAAGCCUGAAGAAGUCGCGACGUCGAAGCCCUUUACGUUUGGAUCAAGUGCUGCCCCGACGUUCAAUUUCGGAUCCAGUGCGACGGGCUUAACGAGCGCUGCUCCUAGCAGCAGCAUUCAACCAUUCAAAUUUGGAUCGUCUUCUACGAAAAGGGACUUGGAGCAAACGGGAGCAGCCAGUAUUACAUCGGCGUUCAGUUUUGGAUCUGCGGCAUCCACAACAGCCAAGCCGGCUACAACAACGGAGCCGGCGCAGUCGGCAUUUACCUUCGGGUCAUCCGGAAGCACUGGUUCAGCAGCGCCAUCAUUCAGCUUUGGAACUGGAACUGAUCCAUCGAAGAACCUGUUCUCGUUCAAGGCUGGAACAAAUGCAGCGAAACCUACCGAAGCUGUUGCACCCUUCACUUUUGGAGGCUCUUCGAAGCCGGCUGAAAUGGGUUCGACUGGAGGAUUUACAUUUGGCAGUACAUCUUCAGCUGCGCCGGCUGCUGCACCAGUUGGGUCUCCUCCUGCGUUCAGCUUUGGUGGUUCGGCGUCAGCGACAAAUGCGAGCGGUUCGAGUGGGUUCGGUUUUGGACAAGCAUUGACUACCACCAGCCCAGGGUUCCCGUUUGGGUCAAAUGCGGCUCCUGCCCCGAAACCGUUCGGUCAACAGAAUGCUGGUGGUUUUAGUUUCGAUUCUAGUGGAAGUGCCACAAACCCGCCAGCCGCUGGCGUGUCUUCGCCCGCGAGUGGGUUUGCUUUUGGAUUGGGGAGCACUCCGGCAACUGCAGGUGCCCCAACACAGCAAAGUGGAGGAUUUCAGUUUGGAGCAUCUUCGACGCAGAGUUUUCCAUUUGAAGCGGGAAUGUCGGCCAGCGGACCCGCUUUCAAUCCAGGUUUUCCGGCUCAAGCUCCUCCGGGUGGUGGUCCGCUUUUCAGCGUUGGUGCUGCCCCGAAUCGACCGAAGAUCACUGCGAGAAGAAGAGCUCGUCGUUGA
Molecule: messenger RNA, 3622 nt
Organism: Notodromas monacha
Lineage: Eukaryota; Metazoa; Arthropoda; Ostracoda; Podocopida; Cyprididae
Source: the annotation of a GenBank genome assembly